Scaptodrosophila lebanonensis is the source of this 2997-nucleotide messenger RNA. RefSeq lists its product as uncharacterized. Gene Ontology annotation, biological process: spermatogenesis. NCBI's taxonomy places the organism in Eukaryota, Metazoa, Arthropoda, Insecta, Diptera, Drosophilidae. The coding region runs from base 227 to 2923 and encodes 898 amino acids. The transcript has 6 exons. The record is from RefSeq and is a predicted model, not a curated record.
CGGUAUUGCUGUGAAAGUGAGCUUUGGCGUGCGUCUGUGUUUGAAUCUUGAAAUUUCUCUAAUAAUUUUGUGGACGUUGUAAUUUAGAACAGAAACACCGUUAGGUCGGCCAUUUUGAAUGAAUGAAUAAAUAUUCAUUCUUCCAUUCGACGUCGAGUACGCUGUGUGGUACAAUUUUUGGAUUUACAAUUGAAUUACUUUAAGAAUAUUGUAAAAAAUUGCUACAAUGUCACAAACGAAAUAUACCAGGAUGCUAGAAUGCGUUUUGUGCGGCAAAGUGGCCGAUUUAAAGUGCCAACGUUGCAGUGAAAAAUAUUGCAGUGUAGUCUGCCAGCGCCGGGACUGGCAGCGUCACAAAUACGUGUGCAUGCCCAUGCCGCCGCUGGUGAAGGCUCAUCAUGGCUCUUGCGAAUCCAUCGCAAAAUUGAGCCAGUUCCCAGUGCAGAGUGACGCCGGCGUCGCCGCUGCUACUGUGCCCACCAACUCAGAAAUGCCUGCGGCUGCUUCUGCAAGCAAGCCACCGGUUACCGAAGAGCUGUCAACGUUGUGGCGCGAUAAGAUGGUUCCAGAUAAAACCGAUUUCUUCGAGUGCUGUGUCACAUCUAUGGACACCUAUGAUGGUUCCAUUUGGGUCGUUGAUGUGGCUCAAAGUGUGCGCCUGGAGCGGCUUACCGAAAACAUGGCGCGUUGUAUUAAUCGUAACAAACAUUACAGCUUUGAUGAGCUCACUGUGGAUCAACUUGUUGGCGUUUGCAAGGACAAUAAAAUUCAUCGUGGUCGAGUGUUGUCGCUGUGCACAGAAACGCAGCGGGUAGAGUUGCUCUUAAUUGACUCUGGCUUCGUAGCUAUGGUGAAUGUUGUGGAUAUUUAUCCACCGGUGCCGCGUAUGGCCGCUUACAAAGCCUUUGCUUUUCGCGUCCAUUUGCCUACCAAUACCGGCGUACAAAUCAAUAAGAAACUAACGCUGCGUCUGUUGGGCGAGAGAUCUCCAGAUGGUGUUUAUCCGGCUCAGCUAAAGCCAACGAUGACCAUUCCAUUAAAUUUGCCUGUCCAGAUGCUGGCAAUUAAUCCUGAAGUAACCGUGGUACAUGUUUUUGAACACACAGCUAAUGAGCCAAAGGUGGCGUUACUUCAAAUUGACGUGAUGAAAAAUUUAAAUGCUGAUUUAAAUGCAAGUCUAAAAGAUAAGCCAGAUGAGCCCAUUCCCGAAGGUCCUUAUGUGGCUGCCCGCACUGCUCAUGGCUAUCGACGAGCCUUUCUGUUGGGCUUCAUAGAGAAGCCUAAGCUCACAUAUCUGGUAUAUGAAAUGGACGAGGGUCGCAUCAACAUGACUACAGAAGUGCGCCGCAUUCCCAGCGAGCUCUGCGGACAUCCAUUGCGUGUGUUUUCCGUCAACGUGAUCGACAAAAAUGGAAUUGAUAAAUUGCAGGAGCCUGGCAUAAAAUUACAGAUUAAAUUCAAAUUUGAUAAUGAGAAAGAUCAGGAGAAGUUACGCAUGUGUAGCGCUAUACUCUUAACCUCGGAUGGAGCUGAGAUUGCAGUGCGCGCUAAUACUUUCCAAGGGCCCAUUAAGGAUCUAGGACUGAAGUACUGGCGCAGCCCAAUAGAGGACGGGGCAAUAGUCUAUAUAACAAAGGUCAUCGGUUAUAAUCAGAUUUGCAUUAAUUUGUGGCUAAUUAAACAAUACGAAGGGAUUUUCAAGCAGCUUGAAAUGAAGUGUAAGCCAUGCGGCGAAGUGGCCGUUGGUAGCAUUGUGCUGGUCACUUGCCCCAAACUCGGUUAUUUCCGUGGCGAGAUCACUGGCGUGAAAAACAAUCGCUCAACUGUGCUUAACAUUGAUACUGGCGUUAAUUUCGACGUCGACAAUAACCAAUUGCGCAUCGCCUGCCCAUUUAUCGCCAACCUGCCGGUGCACCUCACCUAUUGCAAAUUGAAAACAAUAUCAGAUAUGCCAGCAGCUGCAAUUUUGGAAAAUUGCGAGGCUCUGCGCAUUUUAAAUGUCCUUUCUCUUCUCGAGGAGAAUAUGCGCGUCGAAUAUGAUGAAGAUCGAGCUUAUGUGGAUUUGAUUUCACAUACUGUAGAACCGAAUUCCCUGGUAACCCGAAUAUUGCCGCUUCUCUUCAAGCCCUCUACAGAAGAGGCUCCUAAGCAGGCUCUGCCACCGAGUGUAUGCACACCAUCGCCUGAAAAGCAUAAAGAUAGGCUACAGAAACCACUGGAAGUGCCGGAGCCUGAUAGUGUGUCCUCAUUGCCACCUCUGCCACCGUCGCCGCCAAGGUCACCGUAUCCGCUAGCAUCGCCGGAAGUAAGAAACAUGAGUCUCAUGCGUCUCGACGACCUUUCCGAAAACAACAUUGAGCGCUACUUCUUCGAUGAUUUGCCGAAAAAUCUUGUACCAUUGGGUAACCAAUCCAAUGUACUUGUUCUGAACGUAGCAGGACUAUCCGAAACUGGCAAUAUAAUGGCCUGCUCUUUUGCUAACGAAAUGGUGGCGGAAAAUUUCCAGGUCGUGCUCGAUCUUGUUCGCAGCCAUGGCAGUUGUUCCCAUAAGGGAUUACCAGGCUAUGUGCCCGGUGUGGGUGAAAUGUGCAUUGCUGUGUAUAGUGGAGACGGAUCCUGGUACCGCGGCGUCUGUCGAGAGGUUUACAAGAAUACCGCUCGUAUCUACUAUUGCGACUACGGCAACAUCGAGGAAGUACCCUUCGACGGCCUAAAGCCUAUUUCAAGCGAUAUGCUGCAUGCUGUUCAUGCCACAAAAUGUUUUAUUAAGGGUUUUGACAAGGGAAAGAACUUCAAACUAGUUGAGCAGUAUUUGGAGGCCAAUGACAAAAUGGCGUGUUUUGUGGAGGAGGGCUCUGAACCCAAUUCUCGCAUCAUCACCUGGCCAAUGUUACAUAAGAUUUUGUCCGCAGAAGUCCAAUAAAGGACCGCUCUACUUAUUAACUCUGACUUAUGUACGAAAAAUAUGUAUUCGUAUGAGAAAUUUAAUUUAUGAAA